Messenger RNA from Physeter macrocephalus (sperm whale), 9285 nucleotides. RefSeq names its product kelch like family member 8 (gene KLHL8). The coding region runs from base 3361 to 5220 and encodes 619 amino acids. Gene Ontology annotation, molecular function: protein binding. Lineage: Eukaryota; Metazoa; Chordata; Mammalia; Artiodactyla; Physeteridae. The transcript has 12 exons. The record is from RefSeq and is a predicted model, not a curated record.
GGACGCCAGGCACCGGCUGGGCACAGCGAGGCCGCGCAGAAGAGAGCGCGUCCGUCGGGUUCUAGCGCGGUGCUGGUACGGCGCCGCUCGGGGCUGCGGGAACCUGAGAGCGCGGCUGCAUCCUUGGCGAGGCCGGGAGGAACCGAGCGGAGGGACGAACCGAGGACUGAGGUUGAUACUUGCUCGACUCUUGGUGUUCUUCAUUUUCGUUCUAUGAGGAAAUCCUUUAACUCCACCUCCCUCGAGUCUUGAUCCUGCCAGAGGGUAGACUUGGUGAACAAGAUUUUGCAAGCCUCUGCAAGUCCAUCAGCUACUGAACGCCACACUUCCUUGCAAGCUCUAUGUAAGAUUAGCAAUGUGCUCUAUUCAGAGGAACUAUGCCUGACCAGCAUGGCUCUCCCUGAAGUAAGUAAUAAUUAUUACUUAGCUUUGUGUUUUUUGCUUUAUUUCAUAUAUUGAGUGGGAAAUAUCUCAUCUUUUGACACUUGGAAACAAAUUAUUGGUAAAUUAAUUUUUUAGUAGGCUUCAUGUUUUUAUUCAAGUAAUUAUCAUCUGUUAUCUGAGUACAACCCUGUGACUUCUAUGACAUUCUCAAGUAAUAAUAAUAGGGGCUCCUCUUAAGAGUUUGCAAAUGCAAUUCACAUAUUUAGGUAAACUUCAAGUCCUUUUUUUUUUUUUUUUUUUUUUGUGGUACGCGGGCCUCUCACUGUUGUGGCUUCUCCCGUCGCGGAGCACAGGGUCCGGGCGUGCAGGCUCAGCGGCCAUGGCUCACGGGCCUAGCCGCUCUGCGGCAUGUGGGAUCUUCCCGGACCGGGGCAUGAACCCGCAUCCCCUGCCUCGGCAGGCGGACUCUCAACCACUGCGCCACCAGGGAAGCGCCCCCCCUUUUUUUUUAAACUGUUUUAUACUAGACGUUUAAACUAUUGUGACUGUAAUAAAUUAAGUGGUCCAGUUCAAACAAGGAAAUAAUUAUUGGUAGUGAAGCAUCAGUAGAAUGCCUUCUCAAUAAAACAGACUCUAAAAUAGAAACCUCUUAGAAAAUAUACAGUGCAGUGAAAAUGUUGUUUUUAGACCUGGGAAAUGACAGUAGUAUUUAGCAAGCAGACUCUGAUAACAAAUAACAAUUGUAUCUAAACAUGCUAAUGCUGAGAAACACAUUUUUUUGUAAGUCACAGUAGUAAAUUCUUGGAAGUUGCAUGUACCUUUACUGAGUAGGAACUACCGAAGCUGUAAUUCAGUUUGUCAAAGCAGCAGAUUCUCCUUUAAUUACUGGCAUAAUAUAUUUUUUUCUGGACCAUUUGAUUCAAAAUUUAAAAUCUCUAUACUCUGCUUUUGUAAAUAAAAAGGAAAUAAUGAGUAUAGCUUAAUUUUUUUCUGACUUAAAAGUAAAAAAAUAAAUUUUAAGAAACAUUUAACUGUGAAAUGAAGUAACUCAAAAAUGUCUGCUAAGUGACAUCCUUUAUGAUUGUGAUUAAAAUAAUAUAUGCAGAAUGCAGUGUUAUUUUAAGAUAAUUUAUAUGUUGAUUUGGAUAAUAGAAAAAUAGUCUCCAGGGUUCAUAAUUAAUCUGUUCAUCCAUUCCGUAAGUAUUUUUAGUACCUCUAUUUAUGUGUUGUGCUCAACAUGGGAACAGUAGGAGUGAGUAGAAAGUACCUUUAUUUUGGGGACUUAUAUAGUGUUACGGGAAAGACUAAUAGUGAAUAGGCAAUUAUUACGAGUAUUAUAAAUUUGACUAAAAAGUUGAGUAUGGUAUAAUCCACUAUAUAAGUGCAAUGGAAACUAUGUGAUUAAAUUGUUAUAGGAGCACAGAGGAAGUACACCCAAUCCAGGCUAGGAAUAAGGGAGAUUUUCAGGGCUGGCCUUUUUGAGCAAAUGAACCUCACCUGAGCCUUAAGAAAUGAGUAAGAGUCAGUUGAUAAGACUGGGAGUUGGUAAAGGGCAUUUCUAAAUGAGAAGAUAGCCUGAACAGAGGCAGAGAGGUAUGAAAUAGCAUGAAGUGUGUGGAGAAUUACAUGCAGUCAUGUUUUCCUCUAUACAACAUAAGGUGGGGUUUACCAUCUUAUUUCACAAAUCCACACGAGUUAAGUUUGGUAAAUACACAUUCUCUGUCAACUUUCAGAUAUAGCUCUAAAAUUAAUCAGAAACUGCUAUAAAAUAUAUUUAGUAUCAUUUAAAGUCUUCUUCUAACUGAAUUGUAAAGAGUACAAACUAAGGUUAUUUUAAAGAAGAAUGAGUCUAAAUAGCACUAUUGCUGCCUGUAGUAAGUACUGCAUCAGUAACUAUAUAGCAUUGAGUUUAUUUUAGAGGUGCUUUCAAUCAAAGUGCCAUUUGAAAUUCUACUUAGUCCUCUUCUGAUUAAUAUUUAGUAAAAAAGUCACUCUGCCUGUGAAGACCUUUCUGAGGAUAAUACAGUAUGAGUUAAUACAGUAUUGUGCAUAAUAGUAUUUCAUCUUGAUAGUACAUGCUAAAAUGUCAGAUUAUAAAUGCAAAGAAGUUUGAAAAAAGAGAAUAAAGUGGGCUGACUUAACAUAGUAGUACCUUUAUGCUUUUGCUGUAAGGCCUCUUUUCUGUGAUUCAUUGUAAAUUGUUGUGUUUACGUGUAAAAGUACAUUAUUUUUGUUGUGUAUUUCCUGCAGUGAACCAGUAAAACCUGUCUUCUUCUGUUUGAAGUAUUUUUUUCUUCAGAACUUCCUAUUUUGUUGGUUGAUAUGACUUUACUGGCUCUUAGAGGAACAAUAACAAUGGCCUCAACUUCCCUGUCUCAAUGCCAUAAUGUGCCAGGGUAUGAUAGAAACAAACUUCCAUGAACCAUCUCUCUUUUUUUCUGGUGUUUUUAAUCUCUUAAUAUAUUGGGAGAAGGAGGAGUAUCAUCUUUUUUUCUUCCUAGGAGUCAGAAUCUUAGAUACAUUAAAAAAAAUUCUGGGUUAGAGUUUAGGUGGAGUUACACUUGCACUCAUUAUUAAUACGCAGUCUUUAUAAGUCCCACAGUCAGUUCUUAUUAGGAUGUUAUCUUUUUUUUUUUUAACGUCUUUAUUGAAUUUGUUACAGUAAUGCUUCUGUUUCUUAUGUUUUGGUUUUUUGGUCGCGAGGCAUAUGGGAUCUUAACUUCCCAACCAAGGAUUGAACCUGCACCCCCUGCAUUUGGAAGGCAAAGUCUUAACCACUGGACCACCAGGGAAGUCCCUCUGCUAAGUUCUAUAGAUCUCAGCUAACUGGACAAUGGCAGUUGAGUAGGUUUUGAAAAAUGUCUGAAGUUUAGUGGACUGAAUCUACCUUCUCCCCAUCUACCUUUUCCCCAUCCUUUACAAAAGAAUAAAUGGGAUGUUUGAGAAGAGAACUGUAUUAAAAGAAGAGUGUUACAAAUGGCUUCAGAAUCUAUGAAUGCAAAACAAGCUAGGAAUCGCUUCACAAAGGGGAAAAGGCAACAGCACCAGCAAAUAAAGAACAGAUCUUCACUUGGUGAUGGUGAUGGAGAAGACUCCUUUAUCUUUGAAGCAAAUGAGGCUUGGAAAGAUUUUCAUGGUUCUCUUCUUCAGUUUUAUGAAAAUGGAGAACUCUGUGAUAUCACAUUGAAGGUUGGCUCAAAGCUAAUCUCUUGUCACAAACUGGUAUUGGCUUGUGUUAUUCCUUACUUCAGAGCUAUGUUUCUCUCUGAAAUGGCUGAAGCCAAGCAAACACUGAUUGAGAUCAGAGAUUUUGAUGGUGAUGCAAUAGAAGACUUGGUAAAGUUUGUCUAUUCUUCACGACUCACUUUGACUGUUGACAACGUCCAGCCUCUCUUAUAUGCAGCCUGUAUUCUACAGGUUGAACUGGUGGCUAGAGCUUGUUGUGAAUACAUGAAGUUACAUUUUCAUCCCUCCAAUUGUCUGGCAGUAAGAGCCUUUGCAGAAAGUCACAAUCGAAUAGACUUAAUGGACAUGGCGGAUCAGUAUGCCUGUGAGCAUUUUCCUGAAGUGGUGGAGUGUGAAGACUUUGUAAGUGUGUCACCCCAGCAUCUCCAUAAGCUUUUGUCCUCCAGUGAUCUAAAUAUUGAGAAUGAAAAGCAGGUCUAUAGUGCAGCCAUCAAGUGGCUUCUUGCCAAUCCUCAGCAUCAUUCCAAAUGGUUGGAUGAAACACUUGCACAGGUUCGUUUGCCGCUGUUGCCGGUUGAUUUUCUUAUGGGUGUUGUGGCAAAAGAACCGAUUGUCAAACAAAAUCUAAAAUGUCGAGAUUUAUUGGAUGAAGCAAGAAAUUACCACCUUCACUUGAGUAGCAGAGCAGUACCUGACUUUGAAUACUCCAUUCGGACUACCCCAAGGAAACAUACUGCUGGUGUGCUAUUUUGUGUAGGUGGUCGAGGUGGAUCAGGUGACCCCUUUCGCAGUAUCGAAUGUUAUUCUAUCAGCAAAAACAGUUGGUUCUUUGGACCAGAAAUGAACAGUCGAAGGCGACAUGUGGGUGUAAUCUCAGUGGAAGGUAAAGUGUAUGCAGUGGGUGGACAUGAUGGAAAUGAACAUUUAGGUAGUAUGGAGAUGUUUGAUCCUCUCACUAAUAAAUGGAUGAUGAAGGCAUCAAUGAACACAAAGAGGCGAGGAAUUGCCUUGGCCUCCUUGGGAGGCCCAAUUUAUGCAAUUGGAGGGUUAGAUGACAAUACUUGCUUCAACGAUGUUGAGAGGUAUGACAUAGAAUCUGAUCAGUGGAGUGCAGUGGCACCAAUGAAUACUCCCCGUGGAGGAGUUGGCUCUGUGGCUCUUGCGAACCACGUUUAUGCAGUAGGUGGCAAUGAUGGAGUGGCUUCUCUAUCUAGUGUGGAGAGGUAUGAUCCACAUCUUGAUAAAUGGAUAGAAGUUAAAGAAAUGGGUCAGCGAAGAGCAGGCAAUGGAGUUAGUGAGCUCCAUGGUUGCUUAUAUGUUGUUGGUGGUUUUGAUGAUAAUUCUCCUUUGAGUUCAGUUGAGCGGUAUGAUCCUCGAAGCAACAAGUGGGAUUAUGUAGCAGCCCUUACCACUCCCAGGGGUGGAGUGGGGAUCGCAACAGUGAUGGGCAAAAUCUUUGCAGUUGGUGGUCAUAAUGGCAAUGCAUACUUAAAUACAGUAGAAGCAUUUGAUCCAGUGCUGAAUAGGUGGGAGCUUGUUGGAUCUGUGUCUCACUGCAGAGCUGGAGCAGGUGUAGCUGUGUGUGCCUGUUUAACUAGCCAAAUUCGAGAUGUAGGUCAUGGAUCCAGUAAUGUGGUUGACUGUAUGUGACUUGAGUUCCAGCCACCAACAAUUUAAUAACAUCUGAUAGGCAAGAAAGACUACCAGUAUUUUGUAAUGGCCACCUUUGAACAGUUUUAACUACUACUAGAGUCUCAUUUAAAUGUAAACUGUUGUAUUGUGACUAAGUGCAACUUUUGAAAUGGUAGAUGAAACUACUAGUAAUAAAGUUGAUACUUUCCACUUUAACAAAUAAUGAAGUAGGGAAGGAAGACACUCUAACCUGAAACCAUAUCUCCUCCAAAAAAAGUGUUUAAAGGAGUGCCAAAACCUUGAAAUUCCUUUUUUUUUAAAGUGUGGAUGAAUCAAAAUGUAAAAUGAAGUCAUUUGCUGAGCUUUACCUUUUGCCUAAAGGUGUUAACCUUAGACAGUGGAUUUUUCCUAGAGGGGAGAUUGGAACCUAUUCAUCAACACAAGGAUAUCAGGACAUAUAACAGACCUGCUCCAUUUGAAGAUCUUUUCUACUUGGUGCUGAUGAAUUUAUGCCUUGCUUUUUUCUAGGUGUUGAGUUUUCAAUUCCUUGGAUAUUUACAGAAAUAGGAAAAAUGUUUCAUCUUUCUGAGUGCCCUUUGGUUGUGUUUUCAGAAGCUUAUAGGAAUGCUGUAGGAAGCCCUUAAUUUCAGUGUGAGUUGUUAGGACACCAAAAGAUCUAACUGAACUAAUUCCUUCUGAACGAAUCUGCAGUUUUAUUUUUUCAUUGCAUGCCGAAAGGAUUUGUUUCAUAAUCAAAAACUGAAUCAGAGGGGAUAUUAGAGGAGAAGGCUUUAAAGUCGACAUUAUUCUAGUGCCCAUUCGAGAGCCUUGAGAGGGAAUGAUGUCUAUUACAUGACUCCCUAAUGAGGAGACUCCAAAAAUAUGUUUAACACUCUUCUUUGAUUCAGUCAUUUCAUUUUGAACCCAAGAUUUAUUAUCUUUCUAUUUUGCUAUUUGCCAGCAUCAUAGUUUUUCUAAACUGUACAGAGUCUGGAUUUAUUUAUUUUCAGAAAAUGAAUGCAUUUUUACAAAAACCCUUUAUAGACUGUAGUUGAACUGUUGAUUACUUCAAGUCCAUCAUUACCAAUAAAAGAUAUUGUAAAAACAGAAAGAUUGAAACUGUUUUUCCUGUUAAUAUUUAAUUCUCUCCAGUAUAUUUAUUGAACUUUAACUGAAAAUAUUUCUUUACAUUACUUUAAAGCCCAGGAUAUUGAUACACCUACUGAUCUAACAGCUCUUCCUGGUUUUACCAGCAUUAUAAAGUGGCUUAUUUGUUAUAUGUAUAUAUUUUUAUAAAUAUUUAUGAAGAAUCUUAAAAUAUUAUAUUUCGUAUUUGCAGUGCAAGUUUGGUACCUCUCUUUUAGGCCUUCCUAAAUUUUCCUUUAGUCAUGCCUUAGAAUUUAGUAUAGUUUACUGCUGUCAGUCAUCUUGUUCACAAGGAAGCUGGGGCAGUGAAGAACACUACUCCAUCUGUCCAGCCCUGAAGUUCAUUGCCUAGUAGCUGUGAUGGUCCUUAUUAAAUGGCAACCUAGGCUUAUCAGUACAGUAAGGCAGAAGGCCGCAUUACAAAAGCCAGUGCCUUGGGUAUAUUAGAUCAUAAAAAUAAGAAGAAAAAAUUGUAAGUGGGCUCAGCUAGCAGAUAAAAGUCUAUCGUGAAGCAGAUUUAAAUGUUCCCAAUUUUUUGCUGUCAGGCUGUGAGCAUGUCCGUAAGUCAUUGCUGGAUCUGAACCAGUGUUCUCUUGUACAGUUGUAACCGUAUUUCAGUCAAUCCCAAAAGCAUUUAACUCCGUAGCACUCAGUGGACUGCCUACAACUGGCUGGAUGUGGAGAAUAAGGCUCAAAACCUGGCUUCAGCUAUUUUUUAUGUCUAAUGGAGUUCUUGUAUUAUAAUGCUUGUCUAGGUAUGGUUACUAGUGUGUUACAUGUAUUUUUGUGGGGGGAGCGGAUCUCUUAUUCUUUCUAAGAUUAUUUUAAAUGUUUUUUUCUUUAACAUAUUUCUGCUUUUGUCAUGUGUAUAACAUUUAGGAACAUGAAGGUGUUACAUUUCCAUUACUGGUUUUAUCUAUACAGUAGUCAUCUAACAUUACUAAGUUGGUAUCCUAGCUACCCAUAAAAUAUGAACUACUCAUAAGGGAAGUAAAGUGAAGUAAAUGGAACAUGUGGCUGGCUGUUACAUCAUGUGUGGGUAGUCAGAAGCACAGCCUUGAAGGACCUGACAAUGGUAUGAAAAGAUUAAUAGAGUCAAUAUGCACAGUCUCUUUAUUAAAAACAUAUUCUUUGAGAUAUGAAAUGUGAAUCAGGCUGAAGGAAUCAUGCAACUGAAAGGUGAUUAUAUUCAUGGGAACAGAAGGAUGAAAUAUUAAAAGAAGAUGGCUACUUAAUUGUGAGGCCUGUCCCUUUAACCUCAGAUGUUAAUAUCACCUACCCAAAAGACAUAAAGUAGAGCUAAAAUUCUAAAUUAUAAAUGGAAAAAAGAAAAAGUAAAAAUUUGCAUAUUUCUUUGAAAAAUAUUUCUAGUUGCUUCUGUGUGAUUCUCCCGAAUCGUUAUUAAAGCCACUGCUUUUAUUGUGUUGUAUUGCCACUUUAAAAACAAAUUACUUGGGCUUCCCUGGUGGCGCAGUGGUUGAGAGUCCGCCUGCCGAUGCAGGGGACACGGGUUCGUGCCCGGUCUGGGAAGAUCCCACAUGCCGCAGAGCGGCUAGGCCCGUGAGCCAUGGCCGCUGAGCCUGUGCGUCCGGAGCCUGUGCUCCGCAAUGGGAGAGGCCACAACAGUGAGAGGCCCGUGUACCGCAAAAAAAACAAAAAAAAUUACUUGAUACUGUUUUUGACUACUUUCACUAUAUUCUGUGUAACUAAUUUAUUUUUAAAUGUUUGAAUAAACUGUGUACUCGAAGGAGUAUUAUUCAUUCUCUUAAUUCCUAAAUGCAUUUUAAACUUACAGUGCUGUUAAAUGCCUAGAUGAGAGAUUGUUGAAAUUGCAUAAACUACUCUUGCAAGUGGUACACUUGAGAGUUUUGUUCCUUUUUUCUCCAUGUCUUAUAUCAUAGAAAGUGCAUUUAGAAUCUAAUUCAUGUCUUAUUGGUUAAGAAUGUUUUCUGUGGUUUCUCGUAUCAGACUUAUAAAGAAAUUAUAUUGGGAUGUUAUUGACUGUCUCUUUUUCUCCUUUAUGUGGAGUAAACAAGUGGCAAUAAAACUUCUCUAUAAUAUUUUCUUAAAACCAUGUAUUAGUGUAGUAGUAUUCCAGCAAAUCAAAAUAAUAAAUUAUCAUAUAUACUACCAAGUACUGAGAUCAGAAAGUUGCUAUUUAUUGAUUCAAAAUAUGUUGCGUGUACCUAUUAUGAAUAGGAACUUCUUCCUAUAUAGUGUUCAUAACUUUGCUUUUCAUUGUUUGAUUGCUUUUAUAGAAUCUUUUCAAAACUAUCUAAUUGUUUAUUCUUGAUCCUUCAAAUACAAAAUUGAUUUAGUAGUUGCUGGAAUAUUUUUCUCCUCAAAGAAAAGAUCUUUAUGUUUAACUGAAAAUAGGAAGAUUUUUGUUAACCCGUACAGAAAUUAAAGGUUAAAGGCAACUGAUUUGAGCAAUUGUCUCUUCAGCAAUUGUAGACUUGUACUAUAUAGAAAUAAGAUUCUUUAUGCAUUAAGAUGUUGUCCUUCCAAUUAGUAACCUCAUGAAGCUAUGAUUAUGUUUUUCUACUUGUCAUUGCUAAAAACUUUUCUGAAACUUCUCAUUGAAAACAACCUGAAGAUCCAUUUGUAAGUCAUCCAAGAGAAUUAGUCUCAUCAUAGUUAUAUGUUAAUUUGGACCAGAAUCUUAACUUAAUAAUGGCCCUAUGUAAUUUAUUCAUCAGACUUGAUUCAAAAUAUUUUAUGACUAUCACAGGUUAAAUCUACCCUCAGGGCUUCCCUGGUGGCGCAGUGUUUGAGAGUCCACCUGCAGAUGCAGGGGACACGGGUUCGUGCCCCGGUCUGGGAGGAUCCCACAUGCCACGGAGCGGCUGGGCCCGUGAGCCAUGGCCGCUGAGCCUGCGCGUCCGGAGCCUGUGCUCCGCGACGGGAGAGGCCACAACAGUGAGAGGCCCGCGUACC